This is a messenger RNA of Parnassius mnemosyne (clouded apollo), 717 nucleotides long. The record is from the annotation of a GenBank genome assembly. Lineage: Eukaryota; Metazoa; Arthropoda; Insecta; Lepidoptera; Papilionidae.
AUGAAGAAUGGUUACUUUGUUACACUUAUAAAGAACAUUAACCUCGAAUACUUACUAGAAUUGAUAGCAGACGGAAACGAGUCUGAGAUAGAGGGUUUCGAAGAUGAGGAAUGUCAUGAAGAGGAAGGCAUUGAGGCUGUACCAGAUCGGGUGGCGGGUCAGUCGUAUUCGGACGAUGAUAUUUCUAACAAUGAGCAAGAAGGAGAAACCACUAACAUUCAGGUACCAAAAAUAAGUCCUAGUCCGAAUACAGUCUGCGCUGGAUCUCAACGUGGUCUUUCUGUAAGUCGCCGGCAUCAUCUACCUGAUCGUUCAUCAAACGUACCAAGCACAUCUCAUGGUAAUUCUCGGUACCGCACAAGGGACUGCAUGAAUAGAAAUGAUCAGCUGCCUGAUUUAUCUGGUAAUCCGCCACCUAGCGUUCGUGCUCAGUCCGAGGCAGCUCAACGCAACAGGGAUCAGUCUAGGCGAAGGCUAUGGAAAUCUAUUCCAUUUGACCGAAAAGAACAUAAUUUUCCGCCACGGGAACAACAAACAAUUAGAACACCUCUCGAAUACUUCGAGGACUAUUUUGACGAUGCAUUUUAUGAGAAAGCUGCUUACUGCAUAAAUAAUUACUACUUGAGGCAAACUGGAAGGGUUCUUCAUACUAAUCCUGUAGAAAUGAAGAAGUUCAUUGGUGUGCAUUUUAUAAUGGGGUGCAUAACUUAUCCAUGA